GCAGCUCAUCGUCUCAUUCAAGUGUCCAACUUUUGUCGAAGCGGUCAUACAAAACGGCAGUCGGACGGUUUCUCGCUCACAGUUUACUCUCUCUCGCUCUCUCCGUUGGCGUUCCGUUCGGCUCUCUGCUUACGCCUGUGCUGGUGGCUGGUGGAGCGGCCGGGGAGACACACACAGAACGCGGCUGGGCGGUCAAUAGAGCGCCUACCUACACGCCUAUAAAAAGACUUCGCCCGUCCCGAGCACUGUGGAACAGAGGUUUUGGGUUUUCGAAUAACCGUUAGCAGAGCCAGCCCCAGUGAACCGUUGACAGCAGGAUGAAGGACACGAAAGCGGCGCGCGCAAUUAGCGAGUCCUCAACCACGUCCGAUAACACCUCCGACUUCAUCGAUAUCGUGAAGCGGUACGACGUGGUCUACAACAACCACAAUCCGGACUACAAGAACGUGGAAGUAAAGCUGAAGGUGUGGACGCAAAUCGCGGACGAGAUUGGGCUGUCAGUGGAAGCCUCAAAGCGAAAAUGGAAGAACUUACGCGACAGUUACACAAAAUAUCUGCGCUCCUUUCGAGUGGGCACCAAAACCUCCAAGAAAUACCAGUAUUGGGCCCAUGCCGAUCACAUGGAGUUCCUGAAGCCCUUUCAGGGACCGGGCAGAAACUCCGCCAACGGCAAUGGAAAGUCAAAUGAUGAGGACGACACCGAAUGCGACUUUGGCUACCAAGUUCUGGCCAAGGCGACUAGCAACGCAGGCGAGGAUGAGCUGAAAAUUACCAUAGCCACUGCAUCGGCCAGUUGCUCGGCUCUGAGCACGAACACGGUGAACACCUACACGACGGCCGUGACCAGCACAGGAGCACCCACACUAACGCCCAGCCUGGGCGUGGCUACUCCACCGAAUCUGAUCUCCCCUGGCAGCAACAUAGGAAUGGGUCCCCAGAACCAUAACAGCAACAGCAAUGGCAGCCUCAACUGUGCCGCAGUGGCUCCUCUCAGUGCCCUGACGCCGCCUGCCACCACGAAUUCCAAUAGCGCCGUUGUCCUGCCCCUGCCCGCCACCGUUAGCAAAGCCAACUCCAACGCCAAUGCCCUGGCCUCUCUGGCCUCUCAUCUGCCCCUUGGCAUGGGCGUGGGUGUGGGUGGACUGGCACAGCAGAUGUUCCCACUGGCCACGCUAAAGGCGGCUGCGGCCGCUGCCGGAAUUCCGCUGCCUCCCACUGUCACGCCUCCCAGCUGCAGCAACGCCAGCAACAGUAACGUGGGCUGCCUGAUCAUCGAGCCGCAUCUGUUCGCGGCUGCCGACAACUUCAAGAAGGAGCUGAACGCAGCUGCUGCGGCCGGAGCACCGCUCGGUCUCUUCCAGAACUUGGCCAAUCAGGUCCAGAACGCAAACAACCUAAGCCUGAGCCGCCUGAAUGGCAGCAAUGGACUCCUGGGCAAUCCCACACCACCACCUCCACCCCCGCCCGUUACAAACGCAACGAAGGUGCGACGCGUCCAGCCCUCUCCCCAGACAGCGGCCAUCAAUUUAAGUUGCUCGGCCCCGCCCAGCCAGCAGCCGACUCAAGCCAAGAUGCGCAAGAUCAGCGAUCCCCGUUUCCCCAGCGACUGGGAUGUGUCCGCCGUGUUGCAGGCCAACCGCGAGCUAGACGCCAACACUCUCUUCUUCCUGAGUCUGGCGCGACAGGUGCGUGCCAUGCCCAUGAAGUUCCAGUCGCUGGCCAAGAUGCGUUGCAUGCGCAUCGUGAGCGACAUCGAGCUGGAGCUGGAAAACUAUGACUGCAACGGGGGAGCGCCGCCCGACGAGACGGUCGCAGCCAACAUGAAGUACUGCAGCAUGGACACUCCGCCACCUCCGCCCCAGGACGGAUCCAUGAUGAUGGCCCCGCAUUCUAUGGCCCCCGAGGGUUCCACGGAACACUUUGUGUACGUUAUGUCCCCCUCGCGGGUGGAGAGCAUGAUCGACAUAUCCUCCGACGAGGAGACCACAAUGAACGGUUGUAAUCACACCUCAGCAAACACCAAAUGUCCCGUCAACUGGUAGCACGGUUUCCACUGAAGCUGUAAGGACACUUCAGGACCCAAGAUGCCAGCAAAGCAAGUACCAGGUGAACAGGUGCGUCUCUUCGAUGCGGACGGCUGUGCCAUCGAACUCAAGGCUCAGCUCGCUGACUCCCCUGCUGGAUAUCACCGGUCUUUACCAAGAUCGUCGCGUUCACCCUUUGAAUGGAAUUCAUUCAAACAUCUGGAUCCUAGACAUGCAAGAUAUAAAAAGUCCAAAUGCUUCUAAUUGAUAUACAUAGUGGUAUAAUUAAAGAUAAAUUGUACAUAAAUACACGCCA
Messenger RNA from Drosophila obscura, 2340 nucleotides. RefSeq lists its product as uncharacterized. The coding region runs from base 318 to 2042 and encodes 574 amino acids. Lineage: Eukaryota; Metazoa; Arthropoda; Insecta; Diptera; Drosophilidae. Gene Ontology annotation, cellular component: transcription regulator complex; nucleus. Gene Ontology annotation, biological process: regulation of transcription by RNA polymerase II. Gene Ontology annotation, molecular function: DNA binding. The record is from RefSeq and is a predicted model, not a curated record. The transcript has 4 exons.